Aphis gossypii (cotton aphid) is the source of this 3112-nucleotide messenger RNA. Its product is annotated as dynein intermediate chain 3, ciliary-like. The coding region runs from base 1323 to 3086 and encodes 587 amino acids. The record is from RefSeq and is a predicted model, not a curated record. NCBI's taxonomy places the organism in Eukaryota, Metazoa, Arthropoda, Insecta, Hemiptera, Aphididae. Gene Ontology annotation, biological process: outer dynein arm assembly; cilium movement. Gene Ontology annotation, molecular function: dynein light chain binding; dynein heavy chain binding. The transcript has 10 exons. Gene Ontology annotation, cellular component: outer dynein arm.
CAAAUAAUAUAAUUAUACUAUAAGUUUAUGCGUAUUAUUUUAAUACGCAUGCCGUAUGUAAUAAUUUAUACAUCCACAUACUAUUAUAGUGUAUAAUAAGUAUUCGUUUAAGUGAUAAAUGCUCGAUAUGUCAUGCGUAAACAUAUAUAUUAUCAACAUAAUGAUGUAUUAGUUUAACUAACCUAAAUGAUACAUUAGAUAAAAACCUAGACAAUUAAUAAGUUCAAGCCCCUCGGGACGUAGCCCGUGCCGAAUCAGCCCACCCAAGUUAAACGACAUUGCGAGAGUGCAGAUGCCAUUCAAAAGUGAUGUUAAAUAGUGGCAAUGAUGUCCGAGUAUAAAUGAUGAGGAAAAAUUAUAAUUAGGGGUUACAUUUAGUAAAAUUAUUAUAUAAUAUACGCAUUCUCUAUCUCCCAUGAUUGGACCAUAUAUUUUUGUGUUUCAGUAUUUAUGCUUAUGACGUGCUUAUAUGAUAUUGUUAUGGUAAUAUUUGUCUCAUAGUGUAGAACGUGUAGGUUAAUAUAAUUAUUAUGAUACAAUGUGAUUUUAUAUUUAUUUUGUACUUGAAUUUUAUGUAAUUGGUAAAAUAUUGAAUUUUUUGAUCUAUGUAGUCGGAAUUGUAUAAUAAUAACGUGGUUAAACCAUACAUAACAUAGUCUUAAGUAAAUAACAAACUGGUAAAAAAAAAAUAAUAAUAAUACUUAGGUAGGUAUAAUCUCUGUUAUAAUUAUAUUUAUAUUAAAAAAAUUACUGUUAUUUUUCACACUUGUUUAUUUACACAUUAGUUUGAAUUUUACUAGCUUAAGUGCUAAAAAUUACAGACUUUCUUAAAAAUCUCGUCAACAUAUUAUAAUUCAUUAACGUGCACUUUAUUUUUGUAUAAAAAAAUUCUAAAUCGUUACAUUAUCAACAUUAAAAUACAUAAUAUUUGAUAUACACAUGUAAAGUAUAAAAUAUUAUGUUAUCUCAGAGUACUUCUUAGAACACUAAUGUAAAAUAAAAAUAGGUACCAUUGUAUUUAGCACGAAGAAAAACAUUCAGCGAAACCUAAACAGCAAUACGAUUAUGUUCAGAAAGCGUAUUCUAUGUAAAAAAAAAUCGUAUAAAAUACUUUUCGCGAGUAAGUAACCUAAGUAGUUAUAAUUAAUAAACCGUGACUAUGACAACCAUUAGUACGCGUAGGAAAAUAUUCAACGAGUUAUUGUUGUAAACACGAGUAUUUAGUCGGAUUAAUAAUAUUAUAAUUUUUUCGGUUAUUUGUUUUCGUUUUUGGUUUUAUUAAAAACGAUAAUUAUUGCGCACGGUACUGGAAACCGUAGAGAAUGUAUACGUACGAGAAAAAAAGGAGUGAUUACGGCCGACAAUGUCGAUUCCACAACUUCGGUCCGACAAUAUUGAUGAACAUGAUGCCAGACCGCGUUUUGGAGGACGAUUGGAUACAGAGGAAUCCGGUGGACAAGACCACAAACGAAACGAGCAAGUGGUCGGAACACGAGGCCAAUACGAUACGCAUUGAGUACAUCGAUCGCGGAGUUUCGCACAGGGAAGGCGGCUGGCCGGCUGACAUACACCUGGACGAUCCAGACCAAGUGUCCAGAUUCAAGAGGAAAGCGGAAAAGGACAAACUGUAUUUGCAAUCGGUCAAGACGGUGGCAGUUCUCACCGAACACUUUAUAAGACAAAAUAACGCAAUAGAUAUAUUCCAACCGUACUUCACCGAUCCGAAAACCAAAGAAUUCCAAACACAGACUCCGUCUCAUCAGACGUUGGCGAUAUUGAUAGACCCCUGCGAACCAAAGAGACCGGUACGAAACGUAUCUUGGUCAUCGGAACACAGCUCAGUGCUCGCGGUCAGUUACGCCGACAUGAGAUUCCAGAUGGGCGAUCCGAAUAACAGUCCCAACGCCUACGUAUUUGACACGGAGAUAUUUACGUUACCACAUUAUAUGGUCGAGUCAAUAAGUCCGGUUUCUCAAAUUAAGUUCCACCACAGGGACGGACCACUACUAGCGGGUGGCUUGUUGAACGGUCAAGUCGCGUUAUGGGACAUGCGAAAAAGUUCCAAACAUUUCAACAUCAGUGAAAUAAGAAAUGGUCAUCGUGACUCAAUCCUUAGUCUCGAAUGGAUUCAAUCCAAGACUCACUCAGAAUUUUUGACAGGAUCUAGUGACGGUCAGAUCAUAUGGUGGGAUACCAGAAAUCUCAGUGAACCUACAGACGUAUUGGUCUUAGAUUUAUUGAAAACCGAAGCCGAUGACGAUCCGGAAUGGAUUCAGUGGGGCCGGGCUCACGGAGUCACUUGCUUGGAUUAUAAUUUUUCGAUUCCAAUACGCUUUAUGAUCGGUACGAGCACCGGAAACGUGUUUGAUGGAAACCGCAAGGGUAGAACAACUUCUGAAAAACUACAAUUUACUUAUAAAUGUCAUGCUGGCCCCGUAUAUUCAGUGCAACGCAAUCCGGCAUACUUAAAAAACUUUUUGACCAUCGGUGAUUGGCAGGCCAAAAUAUGGUCAGAAGAGGUAAAGGAAUCUCCCAUAAUUUGGACUAAACAUUACGAUGUAAAAUUAACCGACAGCCAAUGGAGUAAUUCAAAAAGUUCAGUUUUUUAUGUAACUAGAGCUGAUGGAUUUAUGGACUGUUGGGAUAUAUUACAAAAACAAAAAGAUCCGAUACUUUCAAUUAAGUUAUCUGACAGGAGGUUAAAUUGUGUUACUUGCCAUGAAGAAGGAUCACUAUUAGCUGUCGGUGAUGACCUUGGUAAGACACACGUGAUUGAGAUGAACGAUUGGUUUAUAACUCCCGGACCAUAUGAUAGAACUCGAUUAACAGCUAUGUUUGAGAGAGAAACUAAACGAGAAAAAAUUAUUGAAGCUAAGCAGCGUGAACUAAAAACUAAAUUAAGUCACAAGCCAACUCAAAAAGCCGAUGAUUUUUUGACAAAAUCUGAAUUAGCGACUGAAGAAGUGGAAAGAGAAAUAACUGAACUCGUUGAAAAAUUGUGUACCGAUUCGUUUAAUGAAAUGAUCAAUGAAAAUGAGAAUGAUAUGGAAGAAGCUAAAUCGGAAGAAUUUAUAACUGAUGAAUAAAGAACUGGAAAUUUUUUUUCAUUUAA